CCUUCGAUGAAAGCGGUCGCGGGCGCCGGGGACAAGUCGCAUGUAGGGCGCACCGGAAGUGCUGGUUUUUUAUCGACAGCCACACCCACUUGUUGCGUCGCGUUGCAGUGCGUUUAUGUUUCAGUGUGAGCCAAGUGUAGCAGCUUCGAGACGUAUUGCUCCUGCGAACUGCUUUUGAAUACGUGUUCAACAACAUGCAUGUUUUACUGGAUAUUUUUGUGUAUGUCUUAGCUCAGCUGCUGGCUGUACAUGACAGCAGGUGAGCCCAAGACUUCUGCUCAGCGGUAGAGGAAAUCACCUGCAAGAAAUGGUGUAAAUUCGGCAAAUUACUUGUAGACAAGCUGGGAGGAACGUGUUGAAGUGAUCCGGUGCCUGUGCGUUCAGUGUGCUUUGUUCGUGUGAUAGUAGUGACCUUCAUAUCUAUUGAUUUUUUAUUUCCGAGUAUUCACUUGCAAGUUCCGUCAGAUGUGCUCGGCUUAUUAGCAACUCAGUAGUACAUGUGACCUGGCUGUGUGUAGACUGUCAGCUGUCGUUUGACGUUACGUACCUGUUUACAUGCGAGCAUAUUAUUUACGCAGCUAGUAGAUCUCAAGUCUGUGAAUAGUUACUAGCGCUGUUGUUUGCACAGAACUAGGUAAUAACCCGAAACAAGACAUAGACGAAGAGGAAGUCUCUUGACAAUUGAAUUAGCUCCGUAUCUCUGAAGGACAAUUGACUGUUCUUGCGGUUAAGAGUAACGGUAAAAAUAAGAUGAAAAAUUUUGCUACUCUUGAGGGGAAGUUGUAACGGUGUGCAGCUGGGUGACACUAUACCGUUGGAGUGAUGCCUUUUCCGAGUACACUUUACAAAAUAGUGUUCUCUCAUAAUGGAACUGCGGCGAACUGAGGAUUGCGGACGACAUCUUUAAUGACAAUGGCACACGAUGACCAGACGAGAGACCCGGAAGAGCGAGGGAACGCGUUUUCGAAGGCCGACGCGUUCUCGCUGUCCUCGUUCGGCUCCAACAGCAGUGAGGAGGGCAGCCUGGUGACGGAUGGGGAAGACGAGGAGGACAAGGGCGGACACGUCAACCUGGUGAUGAGCGAGCUGCUCAACCAGCCGCCGCCCUCCAGCGUCAACAUCACCAACUCGUCGGACGUCCGCAUCGGUCCGAGCCUCCACUACAAUGGCCCCGUCACCAUUAACCAGUUCCUCAACUUGCAGCAGCAGGGUGCGCUUGGAGCCGAAGACAUUCCUCUGCCGCUGGAUGUAACAGGGAAAGGCGUUCUGACUGGCGUCGCAUCCUCGGGAAUCGGCGGCAGCGCAGAAGUGAGCAAGCGCUCUGGCGGCGAUGGCGCUGGCGCCAGAGGUGCGCUCUGGUGGCGGCGUCCCAAAGUGCUUGCGGCAGCAGGAGUGUUCGUAGUGUUCGUGGCCGGCGCCGCGACGGCCGUGGCGCUGCUGUGGCCCUCCUCGAGAGUUGGGUCGGGCACCUCCACUCCCAUCACCUCCAGUCGCAAUACUAUGGCGUCCCAGAGGAACUACGUCAUUCCCACAGUGCCUCCGCCGAACCCUGAACUGGUGCUGAAGAACGGACAGCGUAUCGUUCCCAGGUCCGUGUGGAGCAGUGGCGUGCCGCCCAAUUUCAGGAUCCCUCUGCACCAUCCGAUACCGUAUGUGGUCGUCGGACACACGGCGGGCACGGCCUGCAGAGGCGAAGAGGAGUGUUUCGUCCUCCUGCGCGCAUACCGCGACGAGCACUACGCCAAGUGGGGGCAGCCCGACAUCUCGUACAACUUCCUCAUAGACGUGGAGGGCAACAUCUACGAGGGCCGCGGCUGGGGCGCCACCAACAACUACGACAGGGAGUGGGUGCUGCGCUGCAACCUGGCCGUCACCUUCAUGGGCAACUUCGUGCACCACAAUGCGACGGAGGCGAUGGCGCGCUCGCUGCAGCUGCUGCUGGAGCUGGGCGUGUCUCUGGGCAAGCUGGACAGCGAGUACCGGCUGCUGGCGCACAAUCAGGUGGCCAGCACUCUCAGCCCGGGGCCCAACGUGCUCAAGCUCAUCGCGUCCUGGCCGCACCGCUGCUUGAAGCUCUGCAGCGCCGGCAUGCAGUGCAUCCGAGCAAACUCGACGGAAGUGAGCACGACAGCAUUGAGCACCGUCGAAAGUGGAGAAAGCUUGCCACCGCAGAACCCGGAACUGGUGCUGAAGAACGGACAGCAUAUCAUUCCCAGGUCCCUGUGGAGCAGUGGCGUGGACCCCAUUUCCACCAUCCCUCUGCAUCACCCGACACCCUACGUGGUCAUCGGACACACAGCGGGAGUGCCCUGCGAAGGUGAAGAGGAGUGCUUCAGCAAGUUGCGCGACUAUCGCGACGAAAAUUACGUAGUGCGGGGCGAGCCCGACAUCUCGUACAACUUCCUAAUAGACGUGGAAGGCAACAUUUACGAGGGCCGCGGCUGGGAUGCCGCCAACAACUACGACAGAGAGUGGGUGUUGCGCUGCAACCUCGCAGUGACCUUCCUGGGCGACUUCUCGCACGACAACGCGACGGAGGCGAUGGCGCGCUCGCUGCAGCUGCUACUGGAGCUGGGCGUGUCCCAGGGCAAGCUGGACAGCGAGUACCGGCUAUUGGCGCACCAUCAGGUGGCCAGCACUCUGAGUCCAGCGACCAACGUGCUGAGGCUCGUCGAGACCUGGCCGCACCGCUGCUUGGAACACUGCGGCGUCGGUGUGCAGUGCGUCCGACAAAACUCGACGGACGUCAGCACGACAGCGUCGAGCACCAACGAAAGUGGGGAAAGUUUGAAAAGGAACUAAAAAAAUGUUGUAAUUUAAUCUCAAAGAUACAAGAAGAAAAUUUGUUCGACUGUUGUACCAGAGGAAUACUCUGUAAAACUGUUUUAUCCUUGACAUCUUGGAUAUUCUGGAAUCCAGCCGGAUGUUCGCGUCGUUCUCGCACGAUAUUUCAACAGCGUGCCUCGCUGUGUUCUUCAGGUGCUACAUGAGACUGGUCCUUGGACUAGUUGGUCUGAUGGGUAUGGAUACCCCGGUAGUCGAAGGAUCGGAUCGACUUCUGUCAUCCCUGCCUUCUGUCUGAUGAUAAUGGUAACGGA
Molecule: messenger RNA, 3098 nt
Organism: Schistocerca americana (American grasshopper)
Lineage: Eukaryota; Metazoa; Arthropoda; Insecta; Orthoptera; Acrididae
Exons: 4
Coding region: 907-2802 (631 amino acids)
Biological process (GO): peptidoglycan catabolic process
Molecular function (GO): N-acetylmuramoyl-L-alanine amidase activity; zinc ion binding
Source: RefSeq, a predicted model, not a curated record